AAUGUCGGGCUUCAGCUCAAACGCGUCCGCGUAUAUAUUCCCCCCAUCGAAAACUGAAUCGAACCGUGAAGCUUUGCUCCGGGAGAGCUAACGACAAUGGCGACGGCCGGUUUGGGCUACGUAUCCGCUGUGCUGGUAACGAGAAAACUUGGUUACAACUCGAAAUUCAGCUUCUCUCCGCUCACUCCCAAAGCCAAUCGACUUUUCGCGGUUAAAAUUCGCGCCUUAUCAACUACCUUCGUCGAAGACAAGCCUGUUCGUCUUAUAGAUGAAAAGAAGGUGGAAAUACGGACAAACCUUUUAGCAUGUCCCAUUUGCUACGAUGCCUUUACUUGGAAUGGUGAUCCGGGGUUAUCCUUGAGUUCUAUGGCUCAGUCUAACUUAGAAUGCAGCACCUGCCGGAAGAAGUACUCUGGCAACGAGACACAUGUUGACUUGACAAUUGCUGGUGGUGGCAAGGCUUAUGGAGAAGCCCUGGCAGCUUCUACUGAGCUUUUCAGGCUUCCUUUGGUGUCCUUUCUUUACGAGAGGGGUUGGCGACAAAGCUUUUCUCUAUGGGGUGGUUUUCCUGGCCCAGAAAAAGAGUUUGAAUUGAUGCAAGAUUAUCUUAAACCGGUCAUGGGUGGAAAUAUCAUUGAUGCUAGCUGUGGAAGUGGUUUAUUUUCAAGACUGUUUGCCAAGAGUGGGCUAUUUUCUCUUGUUGUCGCUUUGGAUUUUUCAGAGACCAUGUUGCAGCAGUGCUAUGAAUUCAUCAAGCAGGAGGAAAACUUUCCUAAUGAGAACAUAAUCUUGGUUAGAGCUGAUAUCUCGAGGCUUCCAUUUGCAUCAAGCUCCGUGGAUGCUGUGCAUGCUGGUGCUGCUUUGCAUUGUUGGCCUUCACCAUCAGCUGCGGUUGCUGAGAUAAGUCGAGUAUUACGGCCUGGGGGGGUAUUUGUUGCCACAACCUACAUAGUUGAUGGCAUCUAUUCAUUCACCCCAUUCGUAAGACCACUACGCGAAAAUUUCGCUCAAAUAUCGGGCAGUCACAUAUUCUUGGACGAGAAAGAACUUGAAGAUCUUUGCACCACGUGUGGGCUUGUGGGUUUCAAGUGCAUCAGGAAUAGGCGCUUCAUCAUGCUUACCGCUAUGAAGCCUAGUUGAUUGUUGUGGCUGCCAGUCGCGUAAACUACUACUACUUCUACAGGCUUUUCUUGUUACUUUUGUGUUCUUCCAUUAGUACUAAGAUGGAGACAUCAUUCAAGAAAGUUGCUAAUUGCUGUGCAUAGAUUUACAUAAGCAGAAGUGAUUUCUGUUGAGAGAAGAUUACAUACAAUAAACAAAAUAUGCUUUUGUGACAGUAAUGUACCAAAAUCAUCAACAGUAUAUAUGAAACCCUGUUUCUAAGACCAUUCUCAUAUAAUGUAAAAAACUAUGGCAGUGAUAUCAUCAUUGCUGCAAUGAAUUCAAUGGUAACUUGUUCGAUA
Messenger RNA from Ipomoea nil (Japanese morning glory), 1463 nucleotides. RefSeq lists its product as uncharacterized. Gene Ontology annotation, molecular function: S-adenosylmethionine-dependent methyltransferase activity. The record is from RefSeq and is a predicted model, not a curated record. The transcript has 8 exons. NCBI's taxonomy places the organism in Eukaryota, Viridiplantae, Streptophyta, Magnoliopsida, Solanales, Convolvulaceae. The coding region runs from base 97 to 1140 and encodes 347 amino acids.